AUGGUCUUCUCAUCCAAGAUAUCCAUCACUGGUUUAGGCGCUCCAUCACUCACAGAAAUACCAAUCAACCGAUGGACGACAGAGAAUGUAAAACAAUGGCUUUCGGAAGAAGGUCUCGAUAAGAAAAAGAAUGUUACAGGUGCCAUGCUCAUCGAUCAAAGUCAAAGUGAUUUGUCGACACUUGGCGUGCCUGACAAGUAUUGUGAAGCAGUUUAUCAUAAAAUCCAACAAGUUAAACAUCGACAAGUAAAAUCAGGAAUUUUACUUCCACCAGAAAGUGGCAUGACCAUUGUACAGAAACCAACAUCUUCAGAAUCAAACUUUGGAGAUCGAUUGACCAUUUCAGGAGCAAGUACUGAAAUAAUUAUCACACCAUCAUCGUCAGCUCAAGAAGUUUAUGAUGAUGAAGGAGUAGCCAAGACACCUCCUAGAAAGACAACCACCACCAGUAGUGCCAUUAAUAUUAAUAGACAAGGGAUGGCAGGAGGAGAUGAACAAUUGGUGGAUAAUACAUAUUUUAAGAAGAGUACAUUUGAUGAAAUUCAUUCAUUUUUGCAAGAACAUGAUAGAGCAAGGGAGAUGGAACCACUUACACCUGAAAAGAAAAAACCGAUUGAUGUGGUGUUUGAUGAGACCAAGUUUAAAAAGGAAUAUUUGAUUAGUGACUCGGAUUUAAAGCAAUUGACGUUUGGCAAGGACCAAACAGUUCAAGAAAUGGAGAAUGAACAAAAAUUUAUUCUGGAUUUGGAAACUGGAUUGUUAGUGUUGAAAGCUAGUAAGAAGGAAAGAUGUAAAGAUAUUCCAUUGUGGACGAAUGAGUUUUCUGAAAAGCAAACCGAAAUGUUUGCAUUCUGCCAUAAAAAGUUGGAAUUUUUAAUCCCAAGAAUUGGAGAGGAUAAAGUGACAACCAUUGUUCAAGAUUUGAUAUUCCCUGAAAGAUUCAGAUACAAGUACCUGAAUCCUCUUAAAAUGCAAAAAGCAAAGAGAGGAUCAAUCUUUGGAGAAGAUCCAUGCACUCUGAAAGUGAAAUUGGUGAUUGCAGAAAUUAGUGAUGGAACUGUUCAUGCAAGAGUGAGAAAAUUUGGUGGUGCUCAUGCAGAUCCAGCUCGUCAAUAUGGAGUUGUAAGUCUUUCUAAUUUGUUUUUAUUUGAAAAAUGA
Messenger RNA from Naegleria gruberi, 1158 nucleotides. RefSeq lists its product as uncharacterized. The coding region runs from base 1 to 1158 and encodes 385 amino acids. The record is from RefSeq and is a predicted model, not a curated record. NCBI's taxonomy places the organism in Eukaryota, Heterolobosea, Eutetramitea, Acrasida, Naegleriidae. The transcript is spliced from 3 exons.